This is a messenger RNA of Helianthus annuus (common sunflower), 834 nucleotides long. RefSeq lists its product as uncharacterized. The coding region runs from base 1 to 834 and encodes 277 amino acids. The transcript is spliced from 2 exons. NCBI's taxonomy places the organism in Eukaryota, Viridiplantae, Streptophyta, Magnoliopsida, Asterales, Asteraceae. The record is from RefSeq and is a predicted model, not a curated record.
AUGGCAUACGGAACUGCUCCUGAUGCAUUUGACGAAUACUUGAAGAUGUCCGAGCGUACUAUAAGGAGAUAUUUAAGAAGACCGACACCGAGCGACAUUCAAGCUUUAUACGCGGCACAUGAAGCUAGACACGGUUUCCGAGGGAUGCUAGGUAGCAUCGAUUGCACACAUUGGGAGUGGCAAAACUGCCCUAAUGCCUGGCGAGGUCAAUAUAUGCGUGGUGAUCAUCAACAUCCUACCAUAAUGCUUGAGGCUGUGGCAUCUGCUGACUUGUGGAUUUGGCAUGCAUUCUUUGGCAUUGCCGGAUCCAGCAAUGAUAUUAACGUAUUAGAUUUAUCACCUAUCUUUGACGAUAUAGUAAAUGGAACCACGCCGGACUCUUCAUUUCAUCUUAGAGGAACAACAUAUAAGCUUGGCGAUUAUCUUGCUGAUGGUAUAUAUCCUGAAUAUGCCACAAUGGUGAAGGCGUAUAACACUCCAGUAGGUGAGAAACAUGUCAUCUACACAUCCGCUCAGAUGUCAGCCAGAAAAGAUGUCGAGCGAGCGUUUGAUAUUUUGAAGCAAAGAUGGCAUAUCAUAAAAUAUCCGGCACGAGCUUGGUCACCAGCCAAAAUUAGGAGGGUAAUGUAUGCGUGUAUUAUUUUGCAUAACAUGAUUUUAGAAGACGAGGAACAAAUCAUUUGUCAAUACAAUGAACAUGAAAUGGACGUGCCGAUUGAGGAAGUUAAUGAAGUACAACAACGUGCAAACCGACGUGAUAUACGUAACCGAGAAGUGCAUCACCAACUUAAGUCAGACUUGGUCGACAAUAUUUUCGAACGUUCACAAGAGUAG